AUGUCCUUUUGCAACAACUCCGUUCCUCAGCCCUUGAUAUUUGUCUUGGCUGGAAUUCCCAGCCUGGAAUCUUCCCAUGGCUGGUUCUCUGUGCCUUUUUUCUUGGUAUUUGUGAUUACAGUCAUUGGAAACCUCACCAUCUUAUGUAUCAUCCGGGUAGAGAAUAGUCUUCAUGAGCCCAUGUUUCUCUUCCUGGCCAUGCUGUCAGUUGCUGAUCUGUCUCUGGUCAGUGCCACUGUGCCCCACAUGCUGGGCAUCUUCUGGGGGGUGGAUGCCAAGGAAAUCAGCUUCAAUGCCUGUCUCAUGCAGAUGUUUUUCAUCCCUUUCUUUUAUGUCAUAGAGUCUGGGAUCCUCCUGGCCAUGGCUUUUGACAGAUUUGUAGCCAUCUGGAAACCUCUGAGAUAUACAACCAUCCUUGCUAACAACAUGCUUGUGAAGAUGGCACUGGCUAUCCUGGCAAGGGCAUUGGUAGUGCUGAUCCCAGCCCCUAUCCUGGCAAAAAGCCUGGAAAGCUUCCAAACCCACACCAUUGCUUAUUCCUACUGUGCCUACAUGGCUGUGGUACAGAUAGCCUGUGGAGACAUCUCUAACCACAUUGUCUAUGGCCUCAUGGUUAUUGUGGCUUCCAUGGGAUUUGAUCUGUUUUUUAUCAUUCUCUCAUAUGGAUUGAGACUUCAUACUGUCUUUCUGAUACCAUCUUGGGAGGCACGGGGCAAAGCUAUCAGCACCUGUGGCUCUCAUCUCUGUGUCAUCGCUCUCUUUUAUUCUCCUGUUGUCUUCUCUGUCCUGGCUCAGAGUUUAGGCUUCCAUAUGACUCCCCAUCUACAGAUCAUCAUUGACAACCUCUACUUCCUGGUGCCUCCCAUGGUCAAUCCCUUGAUUUAUGGAGUCCGGACCAAGCAAAUGAGGGAGCGGGUGCUGCAGAUCCUUCACUAUCUUGGAGACUGA
This is a messenger RNA of Choloepus didactylus (southern two-toed sloth), 948 nucleotides long. RefSeq names its product olfactory receptor 52K2-like. The record is from RefSeq and is a predicted model, not a curated record. Gene Ontology annotation, cellular component: membrane. NCBI's taxonomy places the organism in Eukaryota, Metazoa, Chordata, Mammalia, Pilosa, Megalonychidae. Gene Ontology annotation, biological process: G protein-coupled receptor signaling pathway. Gene Ontology annotation, molecular function: G protein-coupled receptor activity; olfactory receptor activity.